This is a messenger RNA of Linderina pennispora, 603 nucleotides long. Its product is annotated as alpha/beta-hydrolase. Gene Ontology annotation, biological process: lipid metabolic process. The transcript has a single exon. The annotation marks the transcript as partial. The record is from RefSeq and is a predicted model, not a curated record. NCBI's taxonomy places the organism in Eukaryota, Fungi, Kickxellomycota, Kickxellomycetes, Kickxellales, Kickxellaceae.
AGCACCGGCUUUAUUGCGCAUAAUCCAAACUCCAAGGAGAUUUUUGUUGUCUAUCGCGGCAGCUACACCCUGGAAGACUGGCUUGAGGACUUUACGUUCAUCCAGGUCCCCUCCCCAAUCCCUGUGCCGGGCUCGCUCAUGCACACUGGAUUCCUCACCGCCUACCGGGCUAAUCACCGCCAGGUCAAAGAUACCUUGGAGAAACUUCUGGCAACGUAUCCAGACUACACACUCAUCGUUUCCGGCCACUCUCUUGGUGGCGGGGAGGCAGCCGUGGCAGCUACAGACUUUGCAAUCACCAAGCCAGCAUGGAUCCCGCGCAUGAAGCUGAUUACGUUCGGUCAGCCGCGUGUCGGCAACAUUGUCCAUGCAAAGUGGCUGUCGCAGCAAAAGUUCCCUAUUUUCCGUGUCGUCAACCGAGGAGACCCGGUACCACAUGUGCCCACCAUCGCCAUGAACUAUUACCAUGAGGCACAGCAGGUCUGGUAUGAUCUGAGCGGCAAGGUGAACUUUUGCGGAAGGGAUGGAGAUAGUAGCACAUGCUCCGAUAGUGUGCCGCUGAGCAAGUGGUCCUGGAACCAGCAUAACGAGUAUCCAGGACUU